Molecule: messenger RNA, 663 nt
Organism: Ziziphus jujuba (common jujube)
Lineage: Eukaryota; Viridiplantae; Streptophyta; Magnoliopsida; Rosales; Rhamnaceae
Product: large ribosomal subunit protein eL32z
Exons: 4
Coding region: 137-538 (133 amino acids)
Biological process (GO): translation
Cellular component (GO): ribosome; cytosolic large ribosomal subunit
Molecular function (GO): structural constituent of ribosome
Source: RefSeq, a predicted model, not a curated record
UAUACCAGUCAUUUCAAAGUUAAAAAGGUAAUGCAUUUCAAAAACCCUAGCAAUCUCUCGCUUAUAAAAUCUCAAAGCAACGCCACAAAAGCUCGGCGUAUCACAAACCCUAGGCGUUCACUGAAGGUAAGCGAAAAUGGCUGUACCGUUGCUGUCGAAGAAGAUUGUGAAGAAGAGGGUGAAGAAGUUCAAGAGGCCACAGAGUGACCGCAAGAUCUCUGUAAAGGAAAACUGGCGCAGGCCCAAGGGUAUUGAUAGUCGUGUUAGAAGAAAGUUCAAGGGAUGCACUCUGAUGCCCAACAUUGGGUAUGGUACUGACAAAAAAACUCGCCAUUUUCUUCCUAAUGGAUUCAAGAAAUUUGUUGUGAACAAUGUCAACGAGUUGGAACUCCUAAUGAUGCAUAAUAGGACCUACUGUGCUGAGAUUGCACACAAUGUCUCAACAAGAAAGAGGAAGGAUAUUGUGGAGAGAGCCGCCCAGCUUGACAUUGUUGUUACUAACAAACUUGCUCGGUUGCGCAGCCAAGAGGAUGAAUGAGUUUUGUGUCUUAAAUUGUUUUGUUUUGUAGCGUGCUUUUGAUUGGCAUUAUGACGAUUUGUAGCCAGAUUUUUAUACUUUUAAUUUAAAAGUUAACCAUACUCAUCAAUAUCAUUGAUACUGUA